CACAACGCACGCACGCACGCACGCACGCACGCACGCAGAUCUUGUGCAGAAAGAAACCAUCCACACAGAUCGUCCAGAUGGAGAAUAAAAUCCCGGACUUCUCUGGAAAAUGGAAAAUGAAGUCGUCGGAAAGUUUUGAGGAGCUCUUGAAAGCGCUGGGUGUGAAUGUAUUUGUGAGGAAAAUAGCUGGGGCGGCAGCCGCCAGUCCUGCAGUGGAAAUCACCCAGGAGGGGGAGAGUCUGUCCAUCAAAACAUCCACCAGCAUCCGCACAACCCAUGUCUCCUUCACUGUGGGUCAGUCUUUCAAUGAGACCACAGUAGAUGGACGACCCUGCACGAGUUUUCCGACCUGGGAAUCGGAGAGCAAGAUCAGUUGUGCGCAGACUCUACAGAAAGGCGAGGGACCCAAGACAGCCUGGACUCGAGAGCUGACUAAUGAUGGCGAGCUAAUAUUGACAAUGACAGCAGGGGAUGUUGUCUGCACCAGAGUUUAUGAAAGGGAAUGAGGACGUGACGAGGCUGUCAUACAAUACUCCCCCUUUGUGCCUCGGACAUGCGUCACGGUUCCUCAUCUUGCUCUUCCCUUUGUCUUCUGAGUGAGGCCAAUUUAGUUCCACCUGCAGAAAAUGAUUCCAUCGACCUAAUGUGUUAAUCACUUCGGUAAUCACUUAGAAAUUUGCUUGGGUUCUUCGUUCCCCCUGGUUCCAAAUUAUUAGCCACGCAAAGUGGGGAUGGGCAUUUCAUGAAUCUUUUCAAAUUUGUCUAUUUCCUUGAUCUGCUAUGGGGACACUUAACAAUCAAUUAAUUAUUAAAUAUUAUUUUAUUGAUAUGGGGAAAUCUCAGCAUGUGGAAGCUGUUAUAGCAAAGGUGGUUAUAGCUCCAUUUUUUUUUUUUUUUUUUAUCAAUUGUUAUUUCCAGUUAAGGCUGGUGUCCAAUGUGCAGGAGUUACUUUUUGUAUCACCAAACCUGAAUGGAGUGUUGAUGUAUCAAACAAAAAGAUGACACAUUUAUUUUCAAAACCAUUGUCAAUGUUUUUAUUAUAUAGACGUGAUCCAUUAUGCUUUUUUUUUUUUUUCAAAUAUAACACAGUGAUCAAAAUCCUAUUUUGAAAUGGCCAAGUCAGAACACCGACUGACAACCAAUUCAAAACUGUGUUGUGAUCUGAAGUUGUGCACAGCAACUGCCCUUGGCAAAUUUGGAGCGCCAAGUCAAGAUCCGCCAUAUUGAUAGUCAUACCUAUAAAGAAAUGUACAAAGUAUUAUACAUUUUUAUUUGCAGCGUAUUGGUCAUUUUUAUGUUUUUCAAUUACUGUAUGUAUUUUGAGGUGAGGGAAGAACUGCUUCACUGAAUGGGUUCCAGUAGUCUCACUUCUACUAGUCUAACAUUGAGGUUUUCUUUUCUUUUUCUUUUUUUUUUUUUGCCCUUUAAGCUUAGGUCCACCACAUUACGAUUGCUAGUGGCAUUGCAUAUCACUCCAUUUAUAAAUGCCUGGAAUGCAACAAUUACCACUGUACCAACCACGCAGACCCCGUUGGCUACCAUUAUGACUGACAGCGACUCUUAAGCGAGUUGUGCGAAAAUUACAACUCAUAUAUUGUACUUCUACCACUACUACUAGUAUAGCAAUCAUUGUUGACAAUUGGCUCCCUUAAAGGUAAAAAGGCACUACUGUUAGGUCCAAGCAUAAUAGGUGUAAUUUAUGGGGUGGGGGUGUCAGGGGGGACAUGCCCCCUCCACUUUUUCAUUUUUUUUGCUGUCCAAAAACAACGUAACACAAUACAAGUAGUCUCAAUUUGCUCAAUUUCCAACCGAUUUGCACAAGGUUGACUUUUUUUGUCAAUGCCAAAGCAUGUGCUAUCCAUACAGAUUUAAUAUAUAUUUGUUUCUUUUUCUUUUUAAAUUCAAACAUUUAAUUUAAACGGUGAAAGGGUCUUCCCACUUCUCUUGUGGUGAUUGUACAGCAUUGCCGUUGCAGGCGACCCGUAUGCAGCACAAUGUGCUUGCACCCGUGUUCUUUUGGCUAUCUUGCCGUCCACACACAUGGAACGUGCUGAUGACUUUAUCCUCCCCUAGCUUAGCGUCCGUAUCUCAGAAGGGGCUCGUCGUACCUACCUAUUCCUAUCUGUGCGUUAGGUGAUCAAUUUUCCCCGCCGGCCAAGACCAGUGCACGGUGCAAUGAGUCUCGAUGAAGCAGUCCUCCAAAGUCUUGCCUUUAUGCAAGACCACAAUGGAAUUGAAAUCAACAUGUGAUUGAAGUGUAGACCUUCAGCUUUAAUUACAUUUUUUUUUACACACACACAAAACAAAAUGCCAUUUAGUAUUUACAGCCAUUUUAUGCCGAAAGUCUCAAUUUUAAGAGGCUCAAAAUAUAUUUCAAUAUAUCCAGUUCAUGGAUACCAUGCUGAGAUAAAUACUAUAUACUCAAUGACCUCAAUGAGUGAACGAGCGAGUCCUCAUUACGAAUGUAUGCAAGUUCUCUCAUCACUUUUAUGUAUCAAGCUGAAGGUUUUCAAUGGCCUCGUUGAACCACGCACACAUCGUUGGGUGAGGGGGGAAAAAAAACACAGACAUUUUACUGCACUGGAAAGUUCUCUGCUUUUUUCUCUAUUAAAAAAAAUUGGCAGGCACAUACUGAAUCUACCUAAAUGACGCCCCUUGACGAAAAGUUGUUAUCCUCGGAAGAGAAUUCGAAACCAUUCCAUCCUUCUUUGUUAACCGGGUCAUUUUCCACACAGAACCGUGGUGCCAGUUCAUUCCUCCAGCAGUGAUGUAAUGGGGCCUUGUGUGUAGCACAAUCAGCUUUGGAAUACUGCGGUUUUAGAGCCUAGAGACACCGGAGGCUGACUUUUGAUUUGGGGCCAUCUGAAACAAUCAUGGGUAUUACAGGAGAGUUCCAGGAGUCUGCUGACUAACAUAUCAGCACAAGAUGCUGUCGAAGCAGCCAACAAAAAAGGUCCCAUUCCCCCUUAGCAGCUCUAACUACUUCCACUCAGUGUGUCAGUGGGAUUUUCUUUGUCCAUUCAUCUGGAAGAAUAUUUGUGACAUCACUGAUGUUGAAAGACAGGAGAUGGCUCACAAUCUCCGUUCUACUUCAUUCAAAGAUGUUUGAUGGUUUGGAGGUAUAACCAAACUCAUGUAAUUGUGCUUUAAAGAGCCUUGCAUAAUGCACUUGGGUGCAGUCAUGCUGAGUGGGGAACAUGAUUUUUUUUCAAAUGCUGAAUAAAAGGUUCUGAUUGAA
This is a messenger RNA of Phyllopteryx taeniolatus (common seadragon), 3238 nucleotides long. It is a transcript of the gene crabp2b, whose product is annotated as cellular retinoic acid binding protein 2, b. Gene Ontology annotation, cellular component: cytosol; nucleus. Gene Ontology annotation, biological process: fatty acid transport. NCBI's taxonomy places the organism in Eukaryota, Metazoa, Chordata, Actinopteri, Syngnathiformes, Syngnathidae. The record is from RefSeq and is a predicted model, not a curated record. Gene Ontology annotation, molecular function: fatty acid binding. The coding region runs from base 78 to 506 and encodes 142 amino acids. The transcript has 4 exons.